GGCUUGGGGCUUCUCUGAGUGUGAGGGCAUUUAGCCCCUAAGGGGCAUCACAGUGGGUCCACACUUCAGUGAGAAUUGAGAAGUCUCCUGCGAUCUCUGCUGACAUGCCUGAUGGGGCUGAGAGCAGGUUUCUAAGCCUGAGCUGUCUGUAGCUGCAAACACCCUCCAGGUGCUGGAGUGCUAGAGAUCUGUCUGAGGCCAAGAACCCCGCUGAGGCUUCCUUCCCCCAUAGGUGACAGGCUCCAGCUGCUCCUCAUAGCCCUUCCCCCAGGACCUGCACUCCCCAUGCUCCAAAGCUUCCAGCACCCAGUGGGAGUAGCUUGGGCAGGGCUUUGAGGGCUCUUCCCCAGGCCUGCCCCCCUGUUGCUGCCUCCCAUCUGCCCUGUGAGCUGCUUAUCUGGUAACCAGAGCCCACAGCUGCGUCCACGCCUGAAACGGGAAGCCCGGCCGGGCCUGCGUACAAGCCGUCACUGAGAACCGGGCCUGAGGAUGGAGGAGCAGCAGGCGCUGCUGGCCUCCAGGGACGGGGAUGUGGCCACCUUGGAACGACUGUUCGAGGCUGGUGCUCUGAGCCCUGGCGUCACUGAUGCCCUGGGGGCUGGCCUGGUACACCAUGCCUCCCGGGCUGGCCACCUGGACUGUGUCAAGUUCCUGGUGCAGCGGGCCAAGCUGCCCGGCAAUCAGCGGGCCCACAACGGGGCCACGCCAGUGCACGACGCAGCGGCCACUGGCAACUUGGCAGAGCUGUGUUGGCUGGUCCAUAAUGGGGGCUGUGGGCUGCAGGACCAAGAUGCCUCGGGUGUCUCCCCGCUGCACCUGGCGGCCCGCUUUGGACACCCGGUGCUGGUGGAGUGGCUGCUGCGUGAGGGCCACUUGGCCACACUGGAGACGCUGGAGGGGGCCUUGCCACUGCACCACGCUGCUGUCAGCGGGGACCUGACCUGUCUGAAACUCCUGGCUGCUGCCCACAGCAGUGGUGUGAACCAGCGGACACGCAGCGGUGCCUCCCCACUCUACCUGGCCUGCCAAGAGGGCCACCUGCACCUGGCACAGUUUCUGGUGAAGGACUGUGGUGCUGACGUGCGCCUGCGUGCCCUGGACGGCAUGAGUGCACUGCAUGCUGCAGCUGCCCGUGGCCACUACUCGCUGGUCGUCUGGCUGGUCACGUUCACAGACAUCGGCCUAACAGCACGAGAUAACGAGGGGGCUACAGCCCUGCACUUUGCGGCUCGGGGUGGCCACACGCCUAUUCUAGACCGGCUCCUGCUCAUGGGUGCCCCCAUCAUGAGAGACUCCUGGGGCGGGACCCCCCUGCACGACGCAGCUGAGAAUGGGCACAUGGAGUGCUGCCAGACCCUGCUCUCCCACCACGUGGACCCCUUCCUUCGAGAUGAAGAUGGGUUCACAGCGAUGGACCUGGCAGAGUACCAUGGACACCAAGAUUGCACCCAGUACCUGCGGGAAAUGGCCCGGCCGGUGCCGGUCCUGAUGACACCUCCACCCCCACCAUUCCCACCCCCUCCACUGUCAGCUGCGAGGCUCUCCCUGGAGGAUGGAAGAAGAGGGGGCUCAGAACAUGGGAGCCCUCCACCCAUGACUCUCAGCCCAGCAUGCCCUGGCCAGCCUGUCUCGAGGGAGCAGACAACCUACACGGAUCCCCCAAGGGUCACCACCAGUGUCCCAGUGGCCCUUAAGGGGCGGGAGAUGGAGGCAGGGGAUGCCCCUGAUGGCCUGGCCACUCUGCAGCUGGAUGGGCUACCCUCAGGAGACCUCGACGGGCUGGUGCCCACCCAGGACGAGCAUGGCCGGCCAAUCCCCGAGUGGAAGCGCCAGGUGAUGGUGCGGAAGCUUCAGGCACGCCUGGGGGCAGACCGCCCUCCAGAGGACCAGGACCACGGCGGGAGCUCAGGCCGGGUCCCCGAAGAGCAGGCGACCUGGCGGUACUCACAGACCCACCAGGCCAUCCUGGGACCCUUCGGGGAGCUGCUGACCGAGGACGACCUAGUCUACCUGGAGAAGCAGAUCAACGACCUGCAGCUCCGGCGCCGCUGCCAGGAGUACGAGAGCGAGCUGGGCCGGCUGGCUGCGCAGCUACAGGCCCUGCUCCCGGAACCCCUGGUCAGCAUCACCGUCAACAGCCACUUCUUGCCCCGGGGUCCCGGCCUGCAGGACGAGGAGGCCCAGACGCCCGAACUCGAGGGCCCCGCGGAGGCCGGGAAGGUGGAGGCGAGCGCGCAGCCCCUGCCCUUCUGGUGCAGCCACAUCGGCCGCCUGGUGCGCAGCAUGUCCCUGCUGCUGAAGGGCAUGAACGGGCUGGCUCAGGGGGAGGAGAAGCCGGCCCCCCGCGGUCUCCAGGACCCAGGCAGGGAGGCUCCGGCCGGGCUGCCUCGCAGCGAGGCGCAGCGCGAGAUCCGGGAGAGCGGGGUGUCGGUGCGGACGCUGCGGGGCAACUUCGAGGCCGCCCCGGGCCUGCCCUGCGCCCCGACCCCGGGCCCCUGCGAUGGGGGCGCGCGCCCCGGGCCGCCGCCCGGCGAGGGCCCCCGGCUCGGCCACCCGUGGCAGCAGCGCGGCAUCGUCGCUCACCUGCUGGGCAGCUGGAAGGCCGUCCUGGCGCACGUGCCGGCCCGGCAGCUGCGAAGGCUGAGCCGCAGGGCGCGCGGGCCGCUGUCCCCGGAGCAGUUCCUGCCGCACGUGGACGGGGCGCCCGUACCCUACGGCAGCCUCUCCCUGGACCUCUUCAUGCUCGGCUACUUCCAGCUCCUGGAGUGCGACCUGCCGACCGAGGAGCGCAAGAUGCGCCACCUGCUGUGCUUCGAGGUCUUCGAGCACCUGGGUGCCCACGGCUGGGAGGCCGUACGCGCCUUCCACAAGGCGGUGACCGACGAGGUGGCCGCGGGCCGCCGGGCCUGGACCGACGGCUUCGAGGACAUCAAAGCACGCUUCUUCGGCUGCAGCCAGGGCCCUGCCUGGAACGGCGAGCCGGGCCGCAAGUCAGGCCUGACCCCGCUAGGGCCGCUGCCCCUCGCCGCCCUCCCCGGCAGUGGCCCAGACCCCCAGCCUCCAGCCCGCAGGUUGGGGUCCCGCCCCCAGCGGGGCAGCUUCAACAGCGAGGACAUCUGCGGCUACAUCGACCGCAGCUUCGCCUUCUGGAAGGAAAAAGAGGCAGAGAUGUUUAACUUUGGAGAGUAACGGGCAGAAUGGUGCUCUGGAGGAGGUUUGGGGGCUCUUUUCUUUACUGGUUCUGCUCCCACUGGGCCAGGUGGACUGGGCACGGUGGCCGCUGGCUCCCUUCUGCCUCCGCUUCUCUGAGCUGCGGCUUGGCACCAGAAUCAUUCCCACUUGUGAACACAGCCCUAGGGCCGGCAGGUGGCCAGUUAGGGCCAUCACAGCCUGGGGUACUCUACCAGUCUUUGUUCCCAGCAGUCAUCUGGUAUCCCACCCCCCAUUUCCUGGUGUAGGUGGUCUCAGCCACACCUACAGCCUCCUUUGUUCCCUUCCUUUGGGCCUCAGCCCUGGACUUCAGGCUCUUCCACUGCUUGUGUUCCACAUCAAGAGCUGAGUUUAGAGAGACCAGUGAUUGGCAAGAGGACUUGCAUCAGCAGAGACCCCUAACCGGUUUACCAGGUCAGGCAGGUGGUCUGACCCUGAUUUUCCUGCUAGUCCUUCACAACAGCUCUCAUGCCUGCCACCCCUCUCCCCCAACACUCCUGUUCCUCCAGGGGAGACUUCCAGUAAUGCCCUUAUCUUCCAGCUGACCGUCCACUCCCAGACCCAGAGCUGGAGACAGUGGCCAGGACACAGGAGGCCAUAAAGCAGGGACACCAAGAACACCCACCAAGAGCUGAGGAGUCCUCUGAGCACAGAGGCUGGCACCCUCUGAAGAUUAGCUGAAUUGCUGGGCCUGGAGAGGGCGCACAGCAAGGGUGGGGCACAGCAGGGGUGUCGUGGGAAGUGGGUUCAGAUCUUACAGUGGCCACCAGCUCAACUCCUUGGGGCAAAGGCAAGCACAAAGCUACAGGCCACCUCCAGGGGUCUCCUGUAGGGUCUUCACUUCAACACUGGGAGGCAGUGAGCCUUAACCCUGGGUUCUUAGAUGGCUAUAAAAGGGCUGUUGUCUGGAGCAGGGCCUGAACACACAACUGGGGGUCCCACGGGAGGGGACCUUCCACGAGAUGCAACGUUGACGUGGGUGACGAGCAUAGGUGCUAGCAGAGCCACAAAGGAAGUAUCACAAGGCCUGGCUCCAAGUUGCCUCCAGCCCUGGACAAUGCUGGGACCUGUUCUGGGAGGACCUGUUCUGGGGACACCAGUGUGUCACCUCCCACACCCUUGACUUCAUCCUCUGCCAGAGACCCACACCUGGAGCUGA
Nannospalax galili (Upper Galilee mountains blind mole rat) is the source of this 4369-nucleotide messenger RNA. RefSeq names its product espin like (gene Espnl). The coding region runs from base 490 to 3189 and encodes 899 amino acids. NCBI's taxonomy places the organism in Eukaryota, Metazoa, Chordata, Mammalia, Rodentia, Spalacidae. Gene Ontology annotation, biological process: actin filament bundle assembly. Gene Ontology annotation, molecular function: actin filament binding. Gene Ontology annotation, cellular component: cytoplasm. The record is from RefSeq and is a predicted model, not a curated record. The transcript has 10 exons.